Messenger RNA from Ficedula albicollis (Collared flycatcher), 6989 nucleotides. It is a transcript of the gene ABI3BP, whose product is annotated as ABI family member 3 binding protein. The transcript is spliced from 50 exons. NCBI's taxonomy places the organism in Eukaryota, Metazoa, Chordata, Aves, Passeriformes, Muscicapidae. Gene Ontology annotation, molecular function: protein binding. The record is from RefSeq and is a predicted model, not a curated record. Bases 122 to 4435 code for a protein of 1437 amino acids. Gene Ontology annotation, biological process: extracellular matrix organization; positive regulation of cell-substrate adhesion.
AGCUUGUGUCAAAGUGUUGCUGCCUCUUGUCACAGAGAGAACGGUUCACUUAAAUGCAGCUGCAGUAGUUCUGUGUGAUACCUGUCACAGCCAUUCCCAGAGCGAGGUUGGGUGUGUGACCAUGAUGUCAAGAUUUGUCUGUCUUCUUUUCUGUGGAUAUAUUGCACUAAACCUGGGAAAUACUCAGAAAUUGCCAAGAGUGAAAAGGCAGAGUCUGAAGGUUCAGAUCAAUGCAACAGAUGACACUGUUUGCAUGAGGUAUCUUCGACCAAGCCAAAGCACCAAGCUAGAAGGUUUUGUCCUGGGUUAUGGAAGCAACCUCUUUUCUAAUCAGUACAUUCCUUUACCUGCAGAAGGAAAAAACUACUUAACAGAACUUGAUGCAGAGCCACGGUAUUUGGUUUCAGUAAGACCAGCACGUGUUUCAAAUAACAAGAAGUCUUGUUCAGGUCGGAACAAGACACAAAAGCCUCUGCAGCUGGUGGUUGGCACUCUCAGCCCAACCUCUGUGUUUCUCUCUUGGGGCAUCCUAGUCAACCCUCAACAUGACUGGACAGCAACAAGUAACUGUGCUAGUGACAGGUUCUAUACAGUUCGCUACAGAGAAAAAGGUAAAGACAAGAAAUGGGUUUUUCAGCUCUGCCCAGCUACAGAGACAGUGAUUGACAAUCUGAAGCCAAACACACCGUAUGAAUUUGGAGUUAAAGACAAUGCAGAGGAUAGUAUUUGGAGCAAGACUUUGAAUCAUAAGACAAUUCUCUCUAGUAAAAAAGUAAAUGGGCAACUCCAGAAUAUGUACAAGUUGGUACCCAAUUCCCAAACACAGAUUAUACUGAGUGAUAAUAAGAAGUUGGUCCCUGUCACAAUAAUCAAACAAAUUAUUCAAAAUCGGACACAGGCAAAAGCACCAGAUAGUUCUUCUCUCCCAGGAGCAAUAUUAGUGCACCUUAUUGUUCCAGGUCUCAAUGAAAGUCAGCAGAAGCUUCCUCCUCUCCUGACAAUAGAUGACAUACCUCAAGCAUCCAGGAAAAAACUGGCUAAGAAUGAAACUGGAGUAUGGCCUGCUGAAUCCAAAACACCAGAAGUUCAAGAAAUCUCCCCACAGUCCCUUCCAGCUCAAGCUGAGAAAACACAUGGACCUGAAGAUUUUAAGUCAACACCUAAACCCAAAUUGGUGCAAACUCAAAACAUACCGGCUUCUAAUGAAAUACAGCUACUUCCUUCUGGAUCCAGAAUCCCUGAUGCUCCAAAAAGUCCAUUGACAGAACUUGCUACUCAGAGUCCAACCUUGAAAUCCGUAUUUCUACCUUCUGCAGAAACGAGAGAGAUGGAAAUGGCUUUUGAGGAAAAACAGACUGUAUCUUCAGGAUCCAAACCAUCUGGUACCAUGGAAGUGCAACCAACCCGAUCCGCCUCACGUGACUUUCUUCAUGUUACUUCCACUCCCCAAACUUCUACAUCUACAAAAAUGUCAGAGCAAGAGACUGCUACCCAGGGAUCAGGCCUGAAAAUCACUUCUCCUCCCACCAUGGAAACCAGCGGGAGCGUGAUGGCUUUUGAUGAAAAUCAGCACAUUUCUUCAAGAUCUGAAACGUCUGGCAUCCAAGAAAUGCCAUCAGCUGUACCUGUUACAAGUGCAGCUGACCUGGAAAAAUCUAUGCCUCCACUUUCCAGAACACCUCAUGUGCUAACAACAGCUGAGGUUUUCAGUGGUAUUCAGCCUGUUCUUCCAAGUCCUGUGGCGCCUAGUAAGCCUGAAAUAGCAGAAGCUGGACCAGCAGCAGCAAGUGAAUCCAUUCUGGAAUCUUUCACACCUAAAACUUCCCGUCCUUUUCAAUGGCCAAGGGUAACAUUAGCUCCAAAAGAAAUACCACUUAUCCCUUCUAAAGCGAAACCAUCUGCUACCCCAGAAGUACAACAUGUGAAACCUGCCCCUAAACCACCACUUUUGGAGCCUAAAACUUCUCAGACUGUUGAACAACCAAAAUCAACCCUAGUGGAAAGCACAAACUUACAAUCCAGUAUAUUUCUUUCAGCUACUAAAGAAGCAAAACUCACUACUUCUGCAUCUAAGCCUAGACCAUCUGCCAGACCACAAAAGCCACGAACUAAACCUGCAGCAACCAUCCCAGUGUCAGUCACUACUAGGAGUCCCUACACAUAUGAACGUCCAAAGACUGCAGAGGUCUUGGAACCUAUUACACUUAGAAUUGAACCACCAAGGUCACCAAUAGCUCCAAAGGAGACUCAACGUGUUCCUUCUAAACCUAAAACUCCACCCAAACCUCACAUCCCACAAGCCAAAGAUGUCCUGGAAUCUAUGACACUUAGACCUGAUCAACUAAAACCAACAAUAGUUCCUAGAGAACCACAGCAUGUUCCUUUCAAACCUAGAACAUCACUAAGCCCAGAGGUGCCACGAACAAAACCUGCUUCAAAAGAUACAUAUCACAGGCCUUCCAAACCUAAAACAUCACCCAGUCCACGUGUUCCUCCAACUAGAGCAAGUCAAAAAGAAAGUCGACGAGUCCCUUCCAAGCCCAGGGCAUCACCAAGUCCAGAUGUACCACACACAAAACCUGCUCUUAAAGAACCACAACGUAUUCCUUUUAAACCAAGAGCAACUCCCAUCCCAGAUGCCCCAUACAGGAAGUCUGAGAUUCUUCCAACCUUUGAUGAACGAGAUACUACUAUGAUUCCUCAUAUUCCUGAAAGAACAAAGGCAACAUUUGCUCCAACUGAAAAACAGUUCAUUCAUACCAAACGAAAAACAACUGAAAGACCAAGAGUGCCAUACACCAAACCUGCAAUACAUCCGACAACUCCACAACCAAUUAUUACAAAAUCUUCUACUACCACUGGUCUUUCAAGGGCAACAAUGGCUCCAAAAGAAACACUGCUCAUUCCUUCCAAACCAAAAACAUCUGUUGGGCCAGAAGUACCACAAACUAAACCUGCUCCAAGGGCAACACACCUGGGAUCAAUUAACCUUGUAACAGUUCAUGUUGUUGAUGGGUCCAAAAUACCUUUGGUUCCCAAUGAAACAUACCACAUUUCACCCAGGCCCAAAAUUGGUCAAGCAACUGAAAUUCCUUGGUUCGAUACAGCACCUUACAAAACUCGUCUCACUUCUGCAAGACCAAAGCCAUCGGAUAAAUCACAGACCAGACCUGCUUUUAGUAGAACCACACUAGCACCAGCCAGAACAAAAGCACCUGGACUGCCAAAGUGGAUUGUGCCAACAACAGAUUAUCUUUAUACACCUGAGGCUACUGCCAGGCCAAUUGACAUGGGUGUCAAAAGACCUCCAGAAUAUGUUGACACCUGGCAAAAGCCAAUUUCUGUGACUACACCACCUGGCCCUCAGCACCCUCCUAUACCUCCUGCCAGACCUACACAAAUGAGAAGAAAACCUCUGCCUCCUAACACCGUGACUGGUAAACCAGGGAGUCCAGCUAAGCCUGCUGGACCAACAUCACCUGUGAGGACAGGAACAUUACAUAAGACACCAACAGCUUUUGCAACUCCAGAGUACUAUGUUGAUGCAACUGUCUUCAGCUCAAGUCCUACAUCAGAAACAGAUUCUUCAGGAAAACCAAGGUACCAAGCCCCCCAUGUCAAGUAUAUGAAGAAAGAUGAUGAUGUGCCUUGCUCCAUCACAAGCUCUCUGGAACAUUUUCCACAAGAAGAAGUUGGCAGCAAGGAAGAACCCACUCGUCCUCCACAAAAUCCUCCAACCAACCUCACAGUGGUGACUGUAGAGGGCUGUCCAUCCUUUGUCAUACUGGAUUGGGAAAAACCAGACAAUGACACCGUUACUGAGUAUGAGGUUGUGUCAACUGAAAAUGGAGGAACUGAUGGUGAAAAGGAGAAAUCAAUUAUCACUACAAAUCAAACCCAUUCUACUGUGGAAAACCUAAAACCUGACACAAGUUAUGAAUUCCACGUGAAACCUAGGAACCCCCUUGGUGAAGGCCCAAGUAGCAACGUUGUGGCAUUCAGUACUGAAUCAGCGGACCCAAGAGUGAGUGAGCCAAUUUCAAUGGGGAAAGAUGCCAUCUGGACUGAAAUCCCAUUCAAUUCAGACACAUAUUCAGAAUGCAAAGGCAAACAAUAUGUAAAGAGGACUUGGUAUAAGAAGUUUGUAGGUGUGCAGCUAUGCAAUUCCUUGAGAUACAAGAUAUACCUCAGUGAUUCACUUACAGGAAAAUUUUAUAACAUAGGAGACCAGAGGGGCCAUGGAGAAGAUCACUGCCAAUUUGUAGACUCAUUCUUAGAUGGAAGGACGGGACAGCAAGAAGAUCUACCAGUCAAAGAUGGGUUUUUCAGGGCAGUUCGUCAGGAACCUGUCAAAUUCGGGAAGAUAGGCGGGGAGACUCAGAUUAACUACGUCCGCUGGUACGAGUGCGGCACGUCCAUACCUGGCAAGUGGUAGAUGGCGCGUGAGGCCGGUGCAGAGGCCCAGCCCGUGCCCAGCACAGGCUGCAGGAAGGCAACGCUUACGGUGCGCCCGGCACUCCGGUGCGAGGCUUAUACAACUCUCAUGCCAAUACUGCGUUAAUUGUGUAAUAGUGUAGGCUGCUUACUGUAGUUAUCCAGUGUUACAGAUCUGUUUUUAGAAUUUAAAAAGGAACACAGGCUAGGGACAUGUUGUAGGAUAAUGUAUAGGGAAGCUGGCUCCCUAUUCUUGAGGUAUGGUUUAUAUGGUAUUUUAAAAGAUACAGUGUGUAUAUUAUUUAUCACGAUGUUGUAAUAAAUGUUUAAGGCACAGAUAUGCCAGGGUUGGUCGUGGAAUGCAAUGUUCGUUAGUUUUUAAAUAUUCACUGGUCCUGUAAUGCAAGUGCCAUAAGCUACCCAUCCUAAUCCAUCUGUAACAUCUCCCAGUCAUAAAUUAUAGAAAAGAUCCUAUAAUUUUUAAUAUCCUGCAGCCAGUAAACUUGAAGCACUUUCUCCUUACAUGUAUGAACAGUUUAUGCUCCUGCCGAAACGCUGAGGUAGGUUGCUGUAUGUGCAGCUUUAAAUGAUCAAGUUCAGUGGGGUUUUCUUCCAUGUUUGUUUUCAGAUGUUUCAGCCCCAGCCAAAGCCAUGUUUAGCCUGUCACUGUGGAGUCAGAGCCACUGCCUGUGAGCCUGGCGGUGGCUGGCAGGGAGGGUUGGUGUUCUUUAAUUGAAGUGGACAGGUACAUAUGUACAUGGAAUGAAAAAACAAAGCCAGCCUCCACAGCUGGGGUUUUUCAGGAAAAUGUAGUUUUCAGAGCCUGACACUUACUGGUUCAAAAGCCAAUUGUAUGUACCAUGCAAGGGGACUUGGAAAGAAAAAUGAAAGAGGAAAAAGAAUAAACCAGCUAUAACAGCAUGAUCAGGUUUAUUUUAUUUUAAAAUUCUGGUUUAAAACAUUUGUCAUUGGGGACAAAGGGCAAAUACUGAUAACUGAACUUUUAACACUGCUUUACAGUUAUUUUGAUUAAAACCUCUCCCAAAGCUACUUGUUGUACUGCUUGAACAUUUAUGAACUAAAUAAAGAGAUGUAGGUUUUUUUAAAGGUGUUAUUCAUUAUCUUACUAAUGUAUUGAAGAAAUAUGAACAGGAACACCCAGAUCUAUAGAGCAGUCAUUUAUAGAAAAUACCUUAUAAAGUACAUUGCAGGUACACUGUACUCCUAAUAAAAUAUUUUUUAAUCAAGUGCUUUUUUCAAGUGUUUUAUAUGAAAAGAGGGGUUAGUUUCUGUGGUAAAUGAUGUUAUUCAGAACAAACUGCUUGCUGGAAACAAGCCCCUGUUAAAUGGUGUGAUGAACACAGGAUGUGUUAGGUCCGAGAGCACAAAUGGGAGGAGCUUACUAGCAGGAGUGGGCACAGCACUAUUUAAGAAUGCCAAAGGUAGAAAUAUUUUCACUCAACAUCUUAAUUUGUCUUUAGGAGAGUCCAAGCAGCUUGCUCCAGUUCAUUUUUUUAUUCCCCACUUAAGUUUUACAUAUUCCUAGAAUCUGCAAAAUGGAAAAUAUUAAAUCGGAGGGUGUUUUGUCAUCUGCUGUAAUAUGGUCUACUGACUUCAUUGCAGCCCUUGAUCUGCUUUUUCUUGGCUCAAAAUUGAGUCACUAGCAUUGCACGCCCAAGUUCUUCUGGGUGGCAAAGAACUUGUGGAAAGUAGGGGGUUCUUUAAGAGUUCUUUUUUAAAAAUACACAUUUGGUUUAAAUUUUCAAGUAUAAUAUUAAUUCUCUCCCAUGCCUUGUUAAAGCAAAAUUGAUAAGAGGCUUUAAGAUGCUAUGGAUUGGUUACUAACUAUUUGGUAAAAGGGUCAUUUGACAAUCAAUGACAGCAGACAGCACACAACCACCCCCUGCUGCAAAACCUCUACGAAAGGCAUCUGCAGUCCCACCACUUCUCCAUUUACACACCUAGAAAUCUGCCUCUCCUCCUACAAACCCCAGCACUGCUGCUCUUUACCACGAAGUCUUUGCACCCAGCAUGCACACUGGUCUUUAGCACAGCUGUCUUGCUUAGUAUUACCUAACUUCUAAAAUCAAGAUCAAGCAUUUAAUAGAUUCAGGGUUUUUAUUAGUUUUUCCAUGUGAACAUUACAAUUUAUGAUACAUCAUAUCUAGUUUGACCUCCAGAAUGAAUCUAAUUUAGUACAUCAUGGUAUUAGUAAAAAUAAGCCUGAUAAGUGGGCUAAACUUCCAACUAGUAUCUUCAUAUCCUUCAGACAAGGCAAGCUAGAAUGUCAAUCACUUUACAGACAUUUAAGUAGUGUUUUCCAAAAACCACCCAGCCCCAAAUUAAACUAGGAAGCGAAUACAAUUUAAAGCAGGAAAGAUUUGGUCAUUUCCCUCCCCCCAGCAGAAUUUAAUUAACAGCUAUAGUUUUGCCUCAUUACAGUUUUGGAAUCUCAGUUUAAAAUCCUGGAGUCUGUCGGGAUGGAAUCGCACGCGUCAGCCGCUGUCCUCAGGGGCAGCUCCCUAGCGGUAGCCGGGCCCGGGCUGGGUGUAGCC